Mauremys reevesii (Reeves's turtle) is the source of this 2403-nucleotide messenger RNA. RefSeq names its product non-homologous end joining factor 1 (gene NHEJ1). Gene Ontology annotation, biological process: double-strand break repair via nonhomologous end joining. The transcript is spliced from 8 exons. Gene Ontology annotation, molecular function: DNA end binding. Gene Ontology annotation, cellular component: DNA ligase IV complex; nucleus. Lineage: Eukaryota; Metazoa; Chordata; Testudines; Geoemydidae. The record is from RefSeq and is a predicted model, not a curated record. Bases 320 to 1249 code for a protein of 309 amino acids.
CUCAGAAGAGAUUAAAAAGACUGCUUGUUUUAGGACAGAGAUGACUAAGAACAUUAGAAAUCCAUGAUACGGCCACUCCUUGAAUCCUGCCCCAUCUCAAAAAGAUACAUUCGAAUUGGAAAAGGUGCAAAGAAGCCAGUAAAAGCGAUUAGGGGAUGGCGCAGCUUCCAUAUGAAGAGAGAUUUAAAAGUCUGGGACUGUUCAUUUUAGGAGAGAGAUGGCUAAGAACAGAAGAACAUCCGCACUGGGUCUGACCAAUGGUCCCUCCAGCCCAGUACCCUGUCUCUGAUAGUGGCCAGCGCCAAAUGCUUCAGAGGGGAUGAGCAAUACAGGGAUGGAGGGCUCUGAGGAUCUAGAUAGCAGCCUCCUGACACAGCCUUGGGCUUCAGUUUGCUUUGGUGAAUCCACUUUUAUUGCCAAGGCUUGUUUCAGAGAAACCGGUUACGUCUUGCUGAUCUCUGACCUCAGCAGUGUGUGGUACGAGCGUGCAGACACAGAUGUCAUUGGGAAAAGAUCCAAGGAGCUGAACAAGCGGCUGACAGCCCAUGUGUCGUCUUUCCUGAAUCGCUUGAGCAACCUGAUGUGCCCUUUGCUGGAAGGAAGGGAGAGUGACGCCAACUCCUUCUCCUGCCAACAGACCCCCAGCAAACUCACCAUCCAUGUGAAAAGUGAGCUCUCCGGGCUACCCUUCUACUGGGAUUUCCACUGCCCUGCGGCUGCUGUGGAGAUGAUUUCCCGUCAUCUUGUGCGGCCCCUCAUCAGGAUGAGCCUGGCAUUGCAGUACCAGCUACAAGAGCUGGCAUCUCUCCUGGUGCAGAAGGAUGUUGAGAUUGAAGACUACAGGGAGAGCGGGGCUGCUCUCAGCAGAGGACGCCUGAGGACCGAGCCCUUCCAGGAGAAGUCAUUUCUGCAGAAGUUUGUGGAUGAGAGUCUGCCCCAGCUGUGCGGUGCAGGGGACGGCCAGGCAUUCACAAGCACCCUGCAGCGUCUCUACACGGCCGUGGCCAGGCAGGAGGCGAGGGCAGUGCAGAAGCGGCACCACUCAGGGGAUGCCGAGACCCCAGAGCUCACCUCGUCUCCGCAGCUGGACUCAUUGGUCACGCUGGGCUCUCAGCAGGAAAAGGUUGAGCCACCCUCUGACUUGCCCCAGAGCCUGGGAGCCGCAGCGACUCCCUCCUCUCCGGCCCAGAGAGCCCGGCUGCCCGUGUCCAAGGCCAAGAGGAAGAAGGCAAAGGGGCUGUUUGGCUGACGCACCGCUGUCCGUCCCCCUUGCCGUGGGGAGGGGUCUGGCCCCAGGCAUUCAUUGCUCACCGCGGCAGCUCCAGGACACCAGCACAGAACCUUGAAUCCCUGACGCAGCAUCUAGAAGGGCCAAUCAGGGCUCCCGCUCCAGACAGCGCGUGGGGCCCUCUCCUCCCAUGGCAGAUCCUGCUGAAGGAGGUUCGUUCGGCCCCUUCUCACUUCACCUGUGGGCACUAGAUGCUGGGAAGUCUCUGGUGCUUCCCAUGGCCAGGCCUCUCCACUGGCAGAGCCAGUGUGGCACGCGUCUCCUCUCCCCACACUGGCCUGGCUUUCCUGCCCAGCCCUUACCCUGCCCCCAGCUGUGGGACUGCCCCUCUCUGUGCUCCCCAGGGCUGAGAACGUGGAUGAGGGGGGCAGGUUCCUGUUUUUUCGACGGGUGGCUCCAUACUUGCUUUUUUGCAAUAAAGGCCCCUCUCUGCCCGAGGAUGCUGUGUCUGGCUGGGGGUGGGGCCAGCUCUGGCUCCUCCCAUUUGGUCUUGCCAGGUACCCCAUAGGAGCGGUUUCAGUCCCAGCCCCUUGUGGGGGCACACGGAAGCCCUGGCCCUUCUCUCCAGCCUGUCCCCUUCACAGCCUCUGCCCCUGCAGCUGGUCCCCUACCCUCCCGGAAGGUUCUGCCCAGCCAGGAGCCACAUAAGCUGCCAACCAGGAGGCCGAGGGCAACACCUGAAAUGGAGCCAAUUGCAGCCUCCCUCAUCUUCCAGCUGGAGGCAUGACCUGUGGAGACUACAGCUCCCAGCAUGCCCUGCUCCAGCGUAAUCGCCGCAGGGGGCCGCUGGCACCCGGUAGGUUGCAGUUCUGCACUGAAGGCGAGGAGGCCAUGGGCUGGGCUGGGCUGUCGGGUGCCAGUUCCUGAGAUCACAGGCUUUGGGCUUCAUGCCCAGUGGUGCCAGCCAGGCUGAGUGCAGAACUGGGCAGAGAGUCUGGGUGCCAACCAGCCCCGUCCUGAGGCAGGGAAAUCUUGGAUUUCUUCUUUGCUGGGAGUGGCCGGAGCCCCAUCAAAGCCUUGAGCCAGUCAGCAGCGGGGAGCCAGCCCUGCCCGAUGGGCGCCCAGCCUAGGAGGGGUGCUUCAAAGCAGCUUCCGAAGGGUUAACUGAUGUUGAG